Molecule: messenger RNA, 531 nt
Organism: Strongyloides ratti
Lineage: Eukaryota; Metazoa; Nematoda; Chromadorea; Rhabditida; Strongyloididae
Exons: 2
Coding region: 1-531 (176 amino acids)
Source: RefSeq, a predicted model, not a curated record
AUGUCAUGUAAUAAACCAUCUUUAAAUGAUGAAUUUUUUCAUCUAAGACUUUUCUUAAGAUAUAAAUAUUAUUAUGCUAUGGAACGUUUUGUAAAUUAUUGGGAUCAUAAUUUACAUGAAGUAGCUAUCCUCCACCUUUUGCAUGCUUUUGAAGCUUUUGAAGCUGAAAAGAAUACAAUAAACUUCAUGGAAGGUAACUGUACUGAGUUAGAAAAUAUGUAUAAUGAGUUAAAAUUAAACAAAGAAAAAUUUUUAAAUUUAUACAAUAAUAAAAAAGGUAUGGAAAACGAACUAUUAACAUGUUUUAAAAAUUGCAAAUAUUGUUAUUAUAAAAAAAUUCUUUAUAAUAUUGAAAAUGAAAAUAAAAAUUUAGAAAAUGAAUUAUUUGAAAAAGAUGAUAUAUAUGAUAUUCCUUUGUUAACUGUUUAUAAUUGUGCAAAACAAAUGAAAAAGUACAAUGAAAAAAGAGAAAAAUCAUAUCAUAAUAAUAAAAAUAUUUUUAAAAAAUUUAAAAAAAUUUUUAUUAAAUAA